AUUCUACCGGCUUUACACUUCGUCCGGUGGCAGGAUUAUUGUCCUCGCGUGACUUCCUGGCUGGAUUAGCGUUUAGAGUGUUUCACAGCACUCAAUACAUAAGACAUAGUAGUAAACCACUUUACACGCCGGAACCGGAUGUAUGUCACGAAAUUUUGGGCCAUGUACCACUCUUCGCUGAUCCAUCAUUUGCGCAGUUUUCCCAAGUCAUUGGACUGGCGUCUCUUGGUGCACCAGAUGAAUAUAUAGAGAAACUUGCAACGUGCUUUUGGUUUACGGUGGAAUAUGGAAUAUGUCGGCAAAAUGGAGAAUUAAAGGCGUAUGGUGCUGGUCUACUCUCGUCGUUUGGUGAAUUGGAAUAUUGUCUGAGCGGUGAGCCAGAACUCCGACCUUUUGAUCCCCCGAAGACUGCAUUACAAAAAUAUCCGAUAACAGAAUAUCAACCCGUAUAUUUUGUUGCCGAGGACUUCGAGGACGCAAAAGAAAAGAUGACGAAAUUUGCUCAAAGCAUACCAAGAAAAUUUGGAGUCAGGUAUGACGCUUAUACGCAGAGUAUCAGCAUUAUUGACAGUAAGCAACAAGUGGAAGCUCUUGUUAACAAUGUCAACCAGGAAGUACAGAUUUUGAGGGAUGCGUUAAAAAAAUUGCAACAUUAGAAUUAGAAUUUUAUUCAAGAAUUAGUUUUAUUCGUGUUAUCCUUUAAUAUAUUUUAUCCUUUUGAUAUAUUUUAAAAAUAUUAUCACAAUUUAUUCUUUUUACAUGUUUCUUUUAAUAAACUGUUGUCGCUCUAUUUUAUUGUAAAAAUGGACGUAAUGAACAGUUCUUAUUAAAGUAAUACAUAACAAAAAAAAAAAAAA
Molecule: messenger RNA, 857 nt
Organism: Pogonomyrmex barbatus (red harvester ant)
Lineage: Eukaryota; Metazoa; Arthropoda; Insecta; Hymenoptera; Formicidae
Product: protein henna
Biological process (GO): L-tyrosine biosynthetic process
Molecular function (GO): iron ion binding; phenylalanine 4-monooxygenase activity
Source: RefSeq, a predicted model, not a curated record